Molecule: messenger RNA, 876 nt
Organism: Penicillium soppii
Lineage: Eukaryota; Fungi; Ascomycota; Eurotiomycetes; Eurotiales; Aspergillaceae
Product: 2EXR domain-containing protein
Exons: 1
Coding region: 1-876 (291 amino acids)
Source: RefSeq, a predicted model, not a curated record
AUGGCCGAGAAAUCAUUUCACUUCUUUCCUAGGCUUCCCGCAGAGCUGCGAUUGGAGAUUUGGCGUCUAUGCCUACCAUGCCGCGUAUGGGAAGUGGAUUUCCCGACCAGCCUCGGCCUUUAUGAGAAACCCAAUGCCGAUGGCUCCUAUCCCUGCCAAGUCAAAUCCACAGCUAUUCUGAAUGGUCUUCCACCUGUCAUCACCCGCGUUUGCCAAGAGUCGCGUAACGUUGCCCACGAGUCAGGGGGUAUCGUGCCAGAUGAUUUCUACGACGAUUCACCAGCUGAUGCUGUCUGGGUCUCCCCCACAAGUGAUGGCGUGGCCGACAUGUUCUGGGUAGACCCCAAGCGAGAUUCUGCGCAUCUUAAUUGGCUUCCUCACUAUGAAGCGAUUUACGAAAACUGCUCCGGUAGUGCGCUAGCCUGUUUAGCCUGGUCAAGUCGUCAGGUAGUCGGCAGUCCCUCAAUUAUGGGCGGGUGGUUCUCUGCGGGCUGCGACCACGAAGAAGAAAGAUUUGAUGUACUCUACCAGGUGCCCAGCUGCUGGGUCAUCAUGCAUGUUUCUAUUAUCCAUGCUAACUUCCGAGAAGCCGCACAGUCUGGCUUGUUUGGAUUACUAGGCGACGCGCCUGUACAAGUUGUCCCCUUGUCUAAUCGGGAGAAGAUAAAUGCUCUGUACAGAUUUUCUGACCAAUUGUCUUCUCCUGGGCGUCUUGAACGGUUGUCCCCAGAAUCACUCAAUCUGCAAUUCAAAGACAACAUUAUCAAGAAAAUGGGAUCGGAUAGAUUAUUGUCGAAAAUGCAUCCGGCUAUUAUGUUCCGUGUUUGUGUAUCGAAAUGUAAUAGCUACAACAAGGAGAGGCUAUCUUCUGGAUAG